GGCGGGGCUUGGGCCAGCCGCCAUCUUGGAUGGAUCAGAGCAAGAGAAGAGGUGCUCUUUUCUCUCUUCUGCAGAAAUUCAUCUCUUUUUAUUAAUUUCGCAGAAAAGUGGUGAUAUCCUCUAUGAGCAAAAGGUUGUGAAGCUGCUCGAAAGACACCCUGCUCCCAACCCUUCUAGCAAUUGAUUUGCCAUGGAUCAAGACUAUGAACGGCGUCUUCUCCGCCAGAUCAACAUCCAGAAUGAGAACACAAUGCCUUCCGUGACCGACAUGCGGAGGACUCUGACGCCGUCCAAUUCCCCCGUCUCUUCUCCCAGUAAACAUGGUGACAGGUUCAUUCCUUCCCGAGCUGGGGCCAAUUGGAGCAUCAGUUUCCACAGAAUAAAUGAAAAUGAAAAAUCUCCGAGUCAAAACAGAAAAGCAAAAGACGCCACCUCGGACAAUGGCAAAGACGGCCUUGCUUAUUCUGCCUUGUUGAAGAACGAGCUUUUAGGCGCUGGGAUAGAAAAAGUCCAAGACCCGCAGACGGAAGACCGGCGACUCCAACCCUCCACGCCAGAAAAGAAAAGCCUUUUCACGUAUUCCCUCACUACAAAACGCUCCAGCCCAGAUGACGGGAACGAAGUCUCGCCGUAUUCCCUCUCCCCCGUCAGCAACAAAAGCCAGAAAUUGCUCCGCUCCCCCCGGAAGCCCACACGCAAGAUCUCCAAGAUCCCCUUCAAAGUGCUGGAUGCGCCGGAGCUGCAGGAUGACUUCUACUUGAACCUGGUGGACUGGUCCUCCCUCAACGUCCUUAGCGUUGGCCUCGGGACCUGCGUCUAUCUCUGGAGCGCCUGCACCAGCCAAGUGACGCGACUGUGCGACCUCUCUGUGGAAGGCGAUUCAGUCACCUCUGUGGGAUGGUCAGAGCGGGGCAACUUGGUGGCCGUUGGGACCCACAAAGGCUUCGUCCAGAUCUGGGAUGCUGCUGCGGGGAAAAAGCUCUCCAUGCUGGAAGGCCACACAGCCAGAGUGGGCGCCUUGGCGUGGAAUGCGGACCAGCUCUCUUCCGGCAGCCGGGACCGCAUGAUCCUCCAGCGGGACAUCCGGACCCCUCCUUUGCAGUCUGAGCGGCGCCUCCAGGGUCAUCGGCAGGAGGUCUGUGGCCUGAAAUGGUCCACGGACCACCAGUUGCUGGCAUCCGGCGGGAAUGACAACAAGCUCCUGGUCUGGAACCAUUCGAGCCUCAGCCCCGUCCAGCAGUACACGGAGCACCUUGCGGCCGUCAAAGCCAUCGCCUGGUCUCCCCACCAACACGGGCUGCUGGCCUCCGGAGGCGGGACAGCCGACCGGUGCAUCCGCUUCUGGAACACCUUGACUGGGCAGCCCCUGCAGUGCAUUGACACAGGGUCACAGGUCUGCAACCUGGCCUGGUCCAAGCACGCCAACGAACUGGUGAGCACUCAUGGCUACUCGCAGAACCAGAUCCUUGUCUGGAAGUACCCUUCCUUGACUCAGGUGGCCAAGCUGACCGGCCACUCCUACAGAGUCCUUUACCUGGCAAUGUCGCCUGAUGGAGAGGCCAUUGUCACCGGAGCCGGGGAUGAGACGCUGCGGUUUUGGAAUGUCUUUAGCAAAACCCGCUCCACCAAGGAGUCUGUUUCGGUGCUCAACCUCUUCACCAGGAUACGGUAAAACAAAAAACCAAUGACACACACCGAACGAACUGUGUUUUUUUUGGGGGGGGGGUCAAAACCACUAACCGGCGUGCAUGGGAACGACGGGAGGGGGGGAGGGUGGUGGGAGCGGGAUAUGUGGGGGGUGCAAGAAGAUGAUGAUUAUUAAAUACCUGUGAAUGCAGUCGGACUUUAAUUUGCUGGGAGAAAAAGAGCCGCCGAAAAGAUUUCCAGGACAAAAAAAGGGGUGGAGGGGAAAAUACCUGGGAUUUCCAGAUGUGCGAAUGUAUGAUCGAGAUGCAUGAUGUUAUUAUAUGGAUGCCGGACUCGUCAAAAGAAAAAAACUUGGAUUACAAUGAGUCGUUAAUUAUUUUGAUACGGAAGGAAAGCGAAGAACGGCAGUUCGCGAAGUUGAACAGGUUUCAAGAAUAACAACAAAUCCGAAAAGCAACCAUCGCAAUGAAGAUACUGACUCUUUUUAUUUGAGGCGCCGCUUUCCAAAUUUGGCUGGGGACCAUGGGGAAUAAUGUGCUUUAGCGUAUCUCUUUGAUGGAAGGCAAAGAGAGGUUGAACACAGUUUUUAAAAUCAAAUCUUAAUCCUUCUUGGGGGAAACGUUGAGAUCCGCUCGGUUUCAGUGGGGUUUUCAAAAGCGGAAUUGGAAACUGACACAGGAUUGAAAGCUGUCUCUGAAUCAGGGGCGGAAAACAGGAAUUUGGAAGCAGAAAUGGGUAAAGUUGCAUUGAUGCAGAUCCUUUCCGUGGUUUUCGUCUGAGCCUCAAAAAAAGGAGAACAAAGCCCUUCUUUUCUUUCACUUUGCCUUCAUCUUCCACCCAUCUGUUCAGCACAUUUCUUCCUUUGUCCUUCUUCGUUUUCGGAAGAACUCGGAACAUUUGUUUGUCAGUUCACAAGGAACUGACUGUUUGUCACAUCGUGUUUUGGGAUACGUUGGACUACAACUCCCAGAUUCUUAUUCUUCAACAUGCCAACGGAAACAUUAGGGUUGCUUUUGUGGUUGAUUUCUUUAUCCUUGUUGUGAGUACAGGAAGGGCUUUUAGCCACGGUUUGAGUCAUUUUAGAUCAGGAGUUGGAUACAAGAGGCUAGAAAUCCCUUCUAAUUUAUCUCCCGGCUUCAAAGGAGGCAAAAAUGAGCGAUUUCUAGUCUCAUUCUAGAUUGAAAAUGCUCUUUUUGUGCCCCAGAAUAUGGUGACAAUGCCCCAUGUUAGGGAUCCCAAAGCUCUCCUUUUAUAGCUAAGAGCAUGUGGUUGGCCCCAUUGUAAAGAAGCCCUGAAGCUUGAAGCCAUCACUUCAAUUGUCCAUCUCUUUCCAUCGUUUCGAUAAAAGGAAGAACUCAAUUGGCUAUAUGGUGACAACGUCCCAUGUUUGGGAUCCCAAAGAUCUCCUUUCAUAGAUAAGAUAAAGAAGCCCUGAAGCUUCAAGCCAUCACUUCGAUUUGCCAUCUUUUUCCAACCAAUUUUCCAUUGGUUUGAUAAAGGAAGAUCCCAAUUGCUUAUAUAAUGACCUUGCCCCAUGUUUGGGAUCCCAAAGCUCUCCUUUUAUAGCUAACAGCAUGUGGUUUAUCCCAGUUGUCGAGAAGCCCGGAAAUGUGAAGCCUUCGCUUCCAUUUUCCAUCUUUUUUUUGUUUUGUUAGAGGAAGAACUCGGUCACGUAUAUGGUGACCACACCCCAUGUUUGGGAUCCCAAAUAUCUCCUUUUAUAACUAAGAGCAUGUGGUUCACCCCAAUGGUAGAGAAGCCCUGAAGCUUGAAGCCAUCGCUUCCAUUUUCCGUCUCUUUAGACAAGAUUUUUACAACCAAUUUUCCAUCAGUUUGAUAAUGGAAGAACCCAAUUGCAUAUAUGGGGACAAUGUCCAUGUUUGGGAUCUCAGAGUUCUACUUUUAUAUAUAAGAUAGAGAAGCUUAGAAGCUUGAAGCCAUCGCUUUGAUUUUACAUCUCUUUUCCAUCUGUUUGAUAAAGGAAGAACCCAAUCACAUAUGUGUUGACAGUGCCCCAUGUUUGGGAUCCCAAAGCUCUCUUUUUAUAGCUAACAGUGUGUGGUUCACCCCAGUUGUAGAAAAAGCCUGAAGCUUGAAGGCCAUUGCUUUGAUUUGCCAUCUCUUUCCAACCAAUUUUCGAUUGGUUUGGUAAAGGAAGAACCCAAUCAAUUAUGUAUUGACAGUGCCCCAUGUUUGGAACCCCAAAGCUGUCCUUUUAUAGCUAUCAGUGUGUGGUUCACCCUAGUUGUAGAAAUAACCUGAAGCUUGAAGGCCAUCACUUUGAUUUGCCAUCUCUUUCCAACCAAUUUCUCAUUGGUUUGGUAAAGGAAGAACCCAAUCGCAUAUGUGGUGACAAUGCCCCAUGUUUGGGAUCCCAAAGCUCUCCUUUCAUAGCUAACAGUGUGUGGUUCACCCCAAUUGUAGAGAAGCCUUGAAGCUUGAAGCAAUCGCAUUGAUUUGCUAUCUCUUUCCAACCAAUUCCCCAUCGGUUUGAUAAAGAAAGAACCCAAUCACAUAUAUGGUGACAAUGCGCCAUGUUUGGGAUCCCAAAUAUCUCCUUUUUAUAGCAAAGAGCAUUUGCUUCAAUUAUAAAGAAGCCCCGAAGCUUCAGUUUUCUUUCUCUUUCCAACCAAUUCCCCCAGUCUGUUAAAGGAACAACUCACAACUGUUCCAUUUCCCAAAACAGGCCAUAUUCUCCCUUUCCUCCUGCCUUUUUUGGCACAACCAGGUGUCUUAUGUGCGCGUUAUGCUUAUAACUGCCUCCAAAUCAGUACAGUACAGUAUAUAUAUGUAUGUAUGUAUGUAAUGUAUAUUUGAACGUAUGUCUUGAGUUUGUCGGCCCGCAGCAUGUCCCAUAAAUCUUAAGAGAGCGGGCGGCUUAAAAAACGGGAACCCUUCUUGUAACUUGAUGUGUAAAAGUGACGUAUGUACCUGGCAUUAAAAACAAAAAAGGACUUGUGAA
This is a messenger RNA of Anolis sagrei ordinatus, 4609 nucleotides long. RefSeq names its product fizzy and cell division cycle 20 related 1 (gene FZR1). Lineage: Eukaryota; Metazoa; Chordata; Lepidosauria; Squamata; Anolidae. Gene Ontology annotation, biological process: anaphase-promoting complex-dependent catabolic process; positive regulation of ubiquitin protein ligase activity; positive regulation of anaphase-promoting complex-dependent catabolic process. Gene Ontology annotation, cellular component: anaphase-promoting complex. Gene Ontology annotation, molecular function: anaphase-promoting complex binding; protein binding; ubiquitin ligase activator activity. The record is from RefSeq and is a predicted model, not a curated record.